Penicillium lagena is the source of this 1989-nucleotide messenger RNA. RefSeq lists its product as uncharacterized. Bases 1 to 1989 code for a protein of 662 amino acids. NCBI's taxonomy places the organism in Eukaryota, Fungi, Ascomycota, Eurotiomycetes, Eurotiales, Aspergillaceae. The record is from RefSeq and is a predicted model, not a curated record. The transcript has a single exon.
AUGGGCAACUCGCAAUCUAUUCCCAACAAUGAUGAAUCCCGCCGCGCCAACCGGCUGUCCAAGCCUCUUACUCAGAAAGUCGGCUUCGAUCCAAGCUCGACGCCUCACCUGCAUCCUCCGGGUAACCCUCCCGAGCUCGCGACGGGGUUGAUCGGAUGGCAGAAUCCGUGGGUGGCUUCCCGUAUCUCUGAUGCUUCGUCAGGGACCAGGGCUAGCUAUCAUCCUAAGCCCCGGGAAAUUCCCCCCACGGUCUUCGAAGCAGAGGAUAUCCCUGAGAUUCCAGAACUGCCUGAACUGUCGAAGAAGAACGACAAGGAGGCUCGGGACCUUGCUGUGUUUGCGCAGAACUUCGAUCAGCACCCAUUUGGGGCCCGCCCUACCUAUCGAUCAAGCCCAUCUUUCAACUGGAGAGAUAACUAUCAGUCAGAGACUAUCAACGCCCCUUCGAAGUCUGAGCCGGAACAGGCGAGGCUAUCCAAUUCGACCCAGACUCCUCUCCAGCGGCACCGAAGUGUGAUCUACGAGAGCAAUAUUGAGAAUGUGUCCUUAUCCAACACACACUUCUUGGUUGACAAUCAGCGAUUCUCGCUGACUCGACGACGCUCUCUGUUGACGCGACCUGGAGUUGCUACAAGACGCACGACGAGCGCCAUUCGGCGAAUGCCACCAACCAUCGGAGAGCCGGAGAGCCCUGAGGAGAUAGAGGCCAACGUGAUGCAGUGGCCAUUGCCGCCUCGUCAACGGCCGCCGCCAGCCAUCCUACCCCCGGCCCGGCCCACAAGCCCAACGGACUCUCGGUACACUCAGCUUGGUGCGCUUAAACUGGGAUCGCUGCGGGUUGUUAACGGCUCGUCACCAUGCCCGAGCGAACGCAUUCCUCUGACUCACCCGUACACAACGGGCCCUGGACUUGGCCUGGAUCAUGUGGAGACUACAGAUGUGAGAGGAUCGGUGCUGAGGAUCCCGCCUCUGGCGGAUGUUAAGAAAGCGGACGACACCCCGGGCAGUCCCUUUUCAUUCGAGAAGUCACCCACAAUCACGGUUCAAUCACGAUCGAAGACCGCGUUCCCGGGAGAGCAUGAGGAUGAGGGCAUUGCCAUGUGUGAUGAGGUGAAGACCUCUGACAGUGCGAACAUCCCGCUAGAGAAGACGACUACGGAGUCGAGCAUCGGUCAAAAGACCACUCAGUCGCUGAACAAAUCGGACAGUGGAUACAGCUCCGCGGCUUCGGUUGGCUCUCAGCAGCAUAGUCGAACCCGGGAGUCCAUUGAUUCCCAGACGUCCAUCUCCUGCGGUGCAGACAGCUCCAAGGACGUGUGGGUGUCGAGUGCUCAGAGCCCUGACCGACCAGCCCGGGUGCAACGCCGCCUGAGUCUCCAGGAGGCCAAGGCGAGGAACUACUCCCGACCACAGCUUGCUUCAUCACGUGAUGAUCUCAAUUGUUCUAUGAUUGAACCUACAAAUGGUCUACGCGGACGACGAUCUACUGUUUGCGAUCCCCGCUCUACGGAGUACCGCCGACGGUACAGCAACGCCUCUGCCUUUCCCAAUGCUCCCACGGGACUGACCCGAGGGCCAUUUAAUGGAGACUGGUCUCCCCUCAAUUAUCUUGAGGCUGGCUAUGGGCCUGGUUCAUCGCCCCCGGUCCUAGAGAGACACCGCCACCAUCAGUUGCCCGUGAACCGGUCACACCGCGCUGUCUCCGACCAAAAACAUGUCCAUGGAGAAAUCGAUGCUUGGAACUCCCGAUCCCGGAGCCGGAGCAGUCGAAGAUGGUCUCAAAAGCCGGGGAUUGACGUUCCCCCGCUCCCGACUAUCCUCUCCCCCGGCAACCUGCAGGUCACUGAAGAGAUGGAGAUGGAGAUGGAGGUACCCGAGGUGUAUCGAGGCCGGCCUCGAAGCCGGAGCCAUGACUAUCGCCGGCGGAAGUUGAUGAAGGCCCGUUCGUCGGAUCUCACUGCGACGACUUCACGUUCUGUGCUGCACUGA